UUUUCUAAUUUUCUUUCUAAUUUAUUUUACUUGCUCUCUUUUUAGGAAUUAGGUGUUGUGUAUGAGUCAUAGUGGUGAUCAAGAGUUCACGGAGGAAGUUGACUUAGAAAAUAAACCAGCACCUAGAAAACAAGCCAUAAGAGGUACUUGGGUACGUAUAGACCAAGGAACUCAAGAAGGUGCAAUGGCCAACCAAAGAGAAGAUGAUUUGCCCAUAUGCGAGUAUGCUGCUCACAAGAAAGUUGGUGAUUUGUCUUGCAUAAGGAGACCACCCAUUGAAGCAAACAAUUUUAAAAUUGAAGCAUCUACUACUUCUUUGCUUAAUAAUGUUCAAUUUUGUGGUUUGCCUCAUGAAGAUCCAAACAUGCAUAUUUCUAGUUUUCUUCAAUUGUGUGAUAUGUCUAAACAAAAUGGUGUUUCUGAUGAUGCUUUUCGAUUAAGACUUUUUCCUUGGUCUCUUAGAGACAAGGCAAAAGUGUGGUUAAAUUCUUUACCUGCAGGUACUAUCACUACAUGGGAUGCUAUGGAGGCAAAAUUCCUAGACAAAUUUUUUCCUCCAUCAAAGACAGCAAAAUUGAAAAGUGAUAUAAACAAUUUUUGUCAAUGGGACCAAGAGACUUUGUAUGAUGCAUGGGAGCGCUUCAAGGAACUAUUAAGAAGAUGCCCACACCAUGGUUUUCCAACAUGGAUACAGGUACAGAUUUUCUAUAAUGGUCUAGAUUAUGGUAACAAACAAUUGGUAGAUGCAGCUGCAGGAGGUUCUUUAAUGAAGAAGAGGCAAUCAGAAGCAUUUGAAUUAAUUGAAGAGAUGGCCCAUAAUAACUACCAAUAUCCAAGUGAGAGGAGACUAAAUGGAAGAAGUCAAGUAAAGGCCGUGGAAGACGUUGAUAUUAACAACUUAGGAGCUCAACUUGCAACCCAAUUCAUGAAGACCUUGAACACUCAAUUUGGUCAAAUAGGGGUGAAUUCUAUCCAAUCUACUAAUAAUUUUUUAUUUUGUGAUUUAUGUGGUGCUCAUGAUCAUAAGAGUGUGGAUUGCCAAGUUGGAAAUCCCUUUGCUUCUGAUGAUGUUAAUUUUGUAGGGAACUUCCAAAAGCAACAAAACAAUCCAUAUUCUAACACAUAUAAUCCAGGAUGGAGGAACCACCCAAAUUUUUCAUGGUCUAACAACAACCAGCAAGGGUCUAAUCAAGGACAAAGUGGAGGGUUUCAAAGACAACAAUUCCAAUCUCCAUUCUACCAAAAGCCGCAACUUGCACAUCAAAAUCAAAAUUCUUCUCAAGCUCAAACUCAAUUUUCUUCACUUGAACAAUCCUUGCAACAGUUAUCUAAUAAUACUAAUUCUUUCAUGCAGAGAACUGAGCAACAAUUGACAAACCAUAGUCAAAUGUUCAACAACCAAAUGGCUGCAAUCAAAAGCUUGGAGAACCAAAUAGGUCAAUUAGCAACUCAAUUCCAAAGAAGUCAAGGAACUUUGCCAAGCCAAACGGAGAAGAACCCAAAGGAGCAGGUUCAAGCCAUUACAUUAAGAAGUGGAAAGCAAGUAGCCGGGCCUAAAGAAAGUGACAAAGGGAUGGUAAUUCUUGAUGAUGAAGAUGAAGAGAGCCCUAUAGACUCAACAUCACACUUGGUCACACAUGACAACUCAAAAUCAAAUGUGGAGCAUAAUGAGGCUUAUAGGAGAAAAGAUGAAGGUUUAAGUGAUGCCAUGAAGUCUCCACCAACAAAGUACAUACCGCCACAUGUAAGAGAGGCCGAGAGCUCACCAACUGGAUCAAAGAAAGUUGAACCAGCACCUUACCUAACCAAAUCUAUUGACAAGCACAACGAAAAUGAGGAGAAGAAUCAAGCCUACAAGAAAACCCCACCUCCACCUUUCCCAUCUAGGUUUAAGAAUGCAAAGUUAGAUAAUCAAUUUAAAAAGUUUCUUGAUGUAUUCAAGCAAUUGCAUGUAAAUAUCCCUUUCAUAGAUGCCUUAGAACAAAUGCCUUCCUAUGUUAAGUUUUUGAAGGAGAUAUUGUCAAACAAGAGGAGGUGGGAGAAUUAUGAGUUAGUAGCUUUGAGUGAGGAGAGUAGUGCUAGGUUACACCAUAGGAUUCCACCCAAGUUAAAAGAUCCAGGAAGCUUUGAUAUCCCGUGUAACAUUGGACAUUAUAAUUUUAUGGCUCUUUGUGAUUUAGGUGCUAGCAUUAAUUUGAUGCCAUAUAGCAUUUACAGGAAGCUUGGAGUGGGAGAUGUGAAGCCUACCACAGUGACUCUUCAAAUGGCAGAUCGAAGCAUAAAAAGGCCAAGGGGAAUAUUGGAGGAUGUACUUGUAAAAGUAAACAAGUUCAUAUUCCCUGCAGACUUUGUGAUACUUGAUAUGGAGGAAGAUGACAACAUUCCAAUCAUUCUUGGAAGACCAUUUCUUGCAACCGGACGUGCCCUAAUUGAUGUACAACAAAGGCAAGUAACCCUUAGAGUACUCAAUGAGGAGGUAAGUUUUCAAAUCCCUAAUGUUGUUAAAUUUCCUAAUCUUGAUGAAAUUUCUUGCUGCUUUCUUGUUGAUGCAUGUGAUGAAUUGGUAAAUGAUAUGGCAAAGGAAAGUAAUUUAGAUCCCUUAGGAUUGAGUGAGUUAUUUGGACCAUGUACAGAAGAAGAAAAACAAGAGUGUAACAUCAUAGAUAUAACCACCCACUGUGAGGUAGAUUAUGUUGGAAAGUUUGAGGAUUUAGGUGAGAGUGGACCUAGAAAGAUACCGAGUGUGGAGCACCCACCUAUAAUUGAUUUGAAGCCACUACCUAGUCAUUUAAAAUAUGCUUUUCUAGGAUUUAAUAAUACCCUGCCGGUAAUAAUUUCAUCCGCCCUUAGUGAGGACCAAGAAGCCAAACUUUUAGAAGUUUUAAGAGAACAUAAAACUGCACUAGGUUGGACUAUAGCUGAUAUUAAGGGUAUUAGCCCCUCUAUUUGUAUGCACAAAAUACUUAUGGAGGAAGACCAUAAACCGACUGUAGAACAUCAAAGGAGGCUUAAUCCUAAUCUUAAGAAAGUGGUUCAUGGUGAGAUUUUAAAGCUUUUAGAUGCCGGGAUUAUCUAUCCUAUUUCGGAUAGUAAUUGGGUAAGUCCUAUUCAAGUAGUUCCUAAGAAAGGUGGGAUGACUGUGCAAGAGAAUGAUAAGAGUGAGCUUAUUCCUACUAGGUUAGUUACUGGGUGGAGAGUGUGUAUUGAUUAUAGGAAGCUUAAUAAGGCCACUAGAAAAGACCAUUUUCCUUUGCCAUUCAUUGAUCAAAUGUUAGAAAGGUUAGCCGGUAAGGAAUAUUAUUGUUUUCUAGAUGGUUAUAGCGGUUACAAUCAAAUAGCUAUUGCCCCUGAUGAUCAAGAAAAGACUACUUUUACUUGUCCUUAUGGAACUUUUGCCUAUAGAAGGAUGCCUUUUGGUUUAUGCAAUGCACCUGCAACCUUUCAAAGGUGUAUGAUGUCCAUCUUUUCGGAUAUGGUAGAAGAUAUCAUUGAAAUCUUUAUGGAUGAUUUUAGUGUAUUUGGUGAUUCUUUUACCUCUUGCUUGCAAAAUUUAUCUAGGGUUCUUCUAAGGUGUAAAGAAACGAAUCUUGUGCUUAAUUGGGAAAAAUGUCACUUUAUGGUUCAAGAGGGCAUAGUUUUAGGUCAUAAGAUUUCUAAAAGGGGAAUUGAGGUAGAUAAAGCUAAAAUAGAAGUUAUAGAGAAAUUGCCUCCACCGACUUCAAUAAAAGGUAUUAGGAGUUUUCUUGGGCAUGCGGGCUUUUAUAGGAGAUUUAUUAAGGAUUUUUCCAAGAUAACUAAACCUCUUUGUAACUUGUUGAAUAAAGAUGUUCCCUUUGUUUUUGAUGAUGAAUGCAUGCAUGCUUUUAAUCUUUUGAAAGAAAAAUUAAUAUGUGCUCCCAUUAUGUGUACUCCUAAUUGGAAUCUACCUUUUGAAAUUAUGUGUGAUGCUAGUGAUUAUGCUAUAGGAGCUGUUUUGGGACAAAGGAAAGAUAAAAAACUGCAUGUUAUUUAUUAUGCUUCUAGAACUUUGAAUGAUGCUCAACUUAAUUAUGCUACUACUGAGAAAGAGAUGCUUGCCAUUGUCUUUGCUUUUGAUAAGUUUAGAGCAUAUUUGUUAGGUUCUAAGACCAUUGUCUAUACCGAUCAUAGUGCAAUUAAGUACCUCAUGAGUAAGAAAGAGUCUAAACCUAGGUUAAUUAGAUGGGUUUUGUUACUUCAAGAGUUUGACUUAGAAAUUUUGGAUAAAAAAGGAGUAGAAAACCUAGUAGCUGAUCACUUGUCUAGGUUGGAAUUGAGUGAGGAAAAAGAAGAAAGAGAUAUAGAAGAGUGUUUUCCAGAUGAGAAAGUGUUUAAGGUUGAUGGUAUGUUUGAUGUACCUUGGUAUGCUGACAUUGUUAAUUAUUUGGUUACUAAUGUUAUGCCGCCUAGUUUGGAAAAACCAUAUGAAAAGCAUAAGUUUCUUAAGGAAAGUAGGUAUUACUUUUGGGAUGACCCCUAUCUUUUUAAGAAGUGUGCCGAUGGUAUAAUUAGGAGGUGUGUUGCUAGAGAAGAGACAAUGUCCAUUAUUAAAAGUUGUCAUUCUAGUGAGUAUGGGGGGCAUUUUGGGACUAGAAAAACCAUAGCAAAAAUUUUAAAUUCUGGAUUUUAUUGGCCAUCUAUGUUUAAAGAUACUAAUAUUUAUGUGCAAGGGUGUGAUAGGUGCCAGAGAACAGGGAACAUAUCAAGGAAGAAUGAGAUGCCUUUGAAGAAUAUCCUUGAGGUAGAAUUGUUUGAUGUUUGGGGUAUUGAUUUCAUGGGUCCUUUUCCUUCUUCUUGUGGUAAUAAAUAUAUUUUAGUUGCUGUGGAUUAUGUUUCUAAAUGGGUUGAAGCUAGUGCACUACCUACUAAUGAUGCACGAGUUGUAUUGAAAUUUUUAAAAAAAUACAUUUUUACUAGAUUUGGUACACCCCGAGCAAUCAUUAGUGAUGGUGGCACUCAUUUUUGUAACAAACAAUUUGAAUCCCUUCUUGCUAAAUAUGGUGUUAGGCAUAAAAUUGCUACCCCUUACCACCCACAAACUAGUGGGCAAGUAGAAAUUUCAAACAGGGAAAUAAAGAGGAUUUUGGAGAAGACGGUCAAUGCUUCAAGAAAGGAUUGGAGCUUAAAGCUAGAUGAUGCACUUUGGGCAUAUCGGACCGCCUACAAGACCCCCAUUGGUACUUCUCCGUAUAAACUGGUUUUUGGUAAGGAAUGUCAUCUUCCCGUGGAAUUGGAGCAUAAAGCAUAUUGGGCAACCAAGUUUCUCAAUUUUGAUCAAGAGGCUGUGGGCAAGAAUAGGCUAUUGCAAUUGGAUGAACUUGAAGAAUUUAGGAUGGAUGCUUUCGAGAAUGCAAAGAUUUACAAAGAAAAGACAAAGAGAUGGCACGACAAGAUGAUUAAAAAGAGGAACUUUCAUGUUGGACAAAAGGUACUUCUUUAUAACUCUAGACUUAAAUUGUUUCCAGGUAAAUUAAGAUCAAGAUGGAGUGGACCAUAUGAUAUUGUACAAAUUUUUCCAAGUGGAGCAAUUGAAAUCACCAAACCGGGACAUGAAAGUUUUAAGGUGAAUGGGCAGCGGUUGAAGCCAUAUUAUGAAGGUGGAGUGCUUGAGACUAGCCUCUACUUGGAUGAUCUUAAUUAAGUUAAAGGGAGGAGUCAAGCUAAUGACUUUAAACAAGCGCUCUUGGGAGGCAACCCAAAUUUCUUUCUUUACCUUAUAUUUAUCUAUUUGUUUUAGUUGUUUUUAGUGGUUUUCUUGUUUUUAGGUUGUUUUGAUGUGUUUUGUUUGAGUUUUUGCAAGGUUUUAAGAUGUUUAGGUAUAAAAGAGCAAAAGACGAAUGUUGAGAAUUUCAAGUCUAAAGUUAGGUUUUUGGAGUAUAACCA
Messenger RNA from Ziziphus jujuba (common jujube), 5901 nucleotides. RefSeq lists its product as uncharacterized. Bases 62 to 5659 code for a protein of 1865 amino acids. Lineage: Eukaryota; Viridiplantae; Streptophyta; Magnoliopsida; Rosales; Rhamnaceae. The record is from RefSeq and is a predicted model, not a curated record. Gene Ontology annotation, molecular function: nucleic acid binding. Gene Ontology annotation, biological process: DNA integration. The transcript has a single exon.